Cladocopium goreaui is the source of this 384-nucleotide messenger RNA. NCBI's taxonomy places the organism in Eukaryota, Dinophyceae, Suessiales, Symbiodiniaceae. The record is from the annotation of a GenBank genome assembly.
GGCAGAAAUUAUUGGGAUGUGAGCAACUUGAGUGAAGAUGAUGAAUUUCCACGACAUGGGCUUGGGGAUGACGAGAAACAGCUCGCGCUUUCAGAGGCUGACAAAGCCUUCAAUGCUAUGAUGUGUCUCCUGGAGCAUAAUCGCUUCGAGGAGACGUCCAAACUCCUGAGCCAAUUGGGAGGAGCUCUGCGUGAGGCCAAGCCGGCCAGCAGCGAUGAAAGCAUGCCAGAAGAAACCCAAUCACAACGCGCACGGAGAUACACUCACUCCGGACAAUCACAACCUUCAGACCCAGACUAUUGGGCCGAUGUCAAUUGCGGUCCUGCCACCAACGAGCAGGAACCAGAACCUGGCGAGGAUGAAAGCAAAGAGAUGGAAGUGUGA